Trichomonas vaginalis G3 is the source of this 2436-nucleotide messenger RNA. RefSeq names its product regulation of vacuole fusion, non-autophagic. Gene Ontology annotation, molecular function: actin binding. Bases 1 to 2436 code for a protein of 811 amino acids. Gene Ontology annotation, biological process: intracellular protein transport; vacuole fusion, non-autophagic; endosomal transport. The transcript has a single exon. Lineage: Eukaryota; Parabasalia; Trichomonadida; Trichomonadidae. The record is from RefSeq and is a predicted model, not a curated record. Gene Ontology annotation, cellular component: lysosomal membrane; cytoplasm; HOPS complex.
AUGCAGCAAGAAGAUAUCAACACAUAUUUUGAUAGUUUAAGAAAUUCAAUACGUGUUUUUAAUGAGGGAACAGAAGAUACACUCACAAUGAUUACAGAACCAUUAUUUAAAUCCACAAAUUAUCUUCCAGAUUGGGAAGGCGUCGAUUUCACAAAGUCUAAUUUCAGAAUUGCUAAACACGGUGGUAUGAUGGCUGUUAUUAAUACUGAUUAUGUCAGUAUGGGCGAUUAUAACCCCGACAUUCGUCUUUUCAGCACUGAUUUAACACUUGUUUCAACAAUCAGACUCCCAUCAGGUCGUAACCUUGCAGAUUUUUAUUUAACACCAGAAGAAACAUUAAUUCUCUUAGAUACAACUGGCAAACUUUAUAUCUACAACCAAAGAGGCCAAAUUAUCACAACUAAAGAAGUUUUCGAAGAUCAGACACUUACAGCAACAUACGCUUGCUUCUACGAUACAGGUGUUUUCGUUAUCUCUCAAAUGGGAGAUGUAUAUCUCGUUGAAGACUUCACAAAGAUGACUGUUUCUCAAUUUGGCCACAUUCCUUACUCCAUCAGUGCUCUUGCUGUCGUUCCUCCACACUCUUCCAACGAUCAGAGCUUUGAUGUCGCAUUAUGGGUCGCUGCCAUCGAUGUUAAUGCACAAGAAGAGAACCGCGAUAGACUACUUUGUAUCCAGCGUGAUCUUGACAUGAUAGAUACCCAAACAACCCAGCAUUUCCUUCAAAUGGUUGUCAGCCCAUCAAAUGAUUUCGUUGCAGUUGUUGCCUGCCUCGGAAAUGACUACGACAACAAGAGUAUCUUUUUCUACAGUAUCGAUUUCUCACAAUGCCACGCAGAACUCCAAAUCGGAAAUAUUACGAAUGAAUUCAAGAUGAACUGGUGCGGUUUCGGAACCCUUCUCCUUACAGUUCCAACCCAAACGGACACAGGAUUUGGCCGCAAUUUCAAGUUAGUUCAGGUCGGAUUGACACAAUCUACAUUAACCUGGGAUUUUGAAGGCGGCUUCGUUGUAGCGACAGAGGUUGAUGGCGCAAGAAUUAUUACACACAAGGAAAUCCUUCUUCUUCGUAAUGUUCCUGAUGAUAAUGGCGUUUUAUCAUUUAUUACGGACAAAUCGAAAACAAAUCCAGGCAUGAAGCUUUUCACAGCUGUUACAGACCGCAGAGUAUUCGCAACUACCGAUCCUCUUAAAGAUUUCGAAGAUACAAUGCAUGACGCACUCAACCAGUGCCUUGCCGCCUCCGAAUUCUUCACAGACAUCAAGAUCAGGCACUCCUUACUCGAAGUUGUCGCUAAAAGUAAGUACGUUGACCCAUUAUUUGAAGUAUCAAAAUUCGGAUUUGCGAUUGAAGGCAUCAGGAUAUGCGAUAACAUGUCACAAGCACCAAUCUUCAUGCCUCUCACUCCAGCACAGCUAUCCGCAUUACGCAACGACCGCUUAAUCGUUAGAUUAUGCAAUAGAUACAAACAUAUCUACGCCAAAGCUGUUGCAGAUUAUAUCGGAGAGAAGACUGAUGCCAUCUACAGCCACUGGUCACGCUGUGUUGUCCGUUCUUCAGCUCCUCCCCAGAAGAUUGUCAAGAUCUUGAAAGAUUGCUCAGCCAUGUAUGGCGGAGUUGCAACAAUCGACUACAUCGACCUUGCACAACUCGCGUACGAACUGAACAAGUCCAAUCCAAAGUCCAGGAAGGACGAACUCGGGAGAUUACUUCUUGAACAAAACACUGUUGCUUCCAGAAGAGUUCCUUUGCAUAUCCAGAACGGAGAAUGGGAGCAGGCCAUCAAAGCAGCCAUAGAAUCAAACGACGAGGCUCUCUUAAUCUACGUAAUCAAGAGAGGUCUCGAUCACAAACAAGAUUCUUUAAUUUAUGAUUGUGUUGGAAAAAGUGACAUCGCAUUGGCCGCCUGGUUAAUGGUUAAACCAGAUGAUCCGGAUAACAGCAGACUAUACGUGAAUGCAAAGCGUCCUAAGGAAGCUGUUAACCUUCUCUUCGAAAAGGCCGUGAGAGAAGGAAAACCAAUGGAUUCUGUCAUCCAAUUUGCCAAAUCUGUCAAAGACGAUUACGGUGUCACAGUUGCUAACACAUACAACGCGGUACAGAAAGCAUGCAGAGAGUUAGGAAUCACUGGUAAUGCUAUUGAUGUCAUCGAUAAGUAUUUGGACCAAGGAAACUUGUCUGCUGCAAAGAGUUUCGCCAAAUCAGUCAAUUUGGAACAGUUGGAUAUAACAUGGAGAGCUGCACAGCGUUUUAUUAAGAAUCCAACAGUUGACGCUGGAUUAAAUUUGGUUAAAGAAUUCAAAGAUAACGAUGACAGAGUUUUCAUCGAAAUGAUUGCAGAUGCAGGUGUUUCUAAGGAUAUCAUUAAUCAGAUAGUUAACAGUGUUGCACCUGAAACUAGAGAAUAUCUCUUGGAUAACAAGAUUAUCAAAUAA